This is a messenger RNA of Rhinolophus ferrumequinum (greater horseshoe bat), 615 nucleotides long. RefSeq lists its product as uncharacterized. The transcript has a single exon. Bases 1 to 615 code for a protein of 204 amino acids. The record is from RefSeq and is a predicted model, not a curated record. NCBI's taxonomy places the organism in Eukaryota, Metazoa, Chordata, Mammalia, Chiroptera, Rhinolophidae.
AUGCAUCCCGGGGCUCCUGCAGCCCCUGGAGUAUCCGAGCCCAGCCCCCGGGAACUGUGUGCCUUCCGUAAGUGGGGCGGCUGCCCACGUGCUGCGCCCCUGCACCCACGGCGGACCAGGCCCCCCAAAAGGAAGCCCAACCACAGGAGGUUCUUGCACAACCAGAUAUGCAGGCAGUUUGCCAAGAUUGAGGCUGCCACCCAGCACCUGGCCCUGUCCAUCCUGUCCCAGGAGGCGCCUCCCCAAAGACCACCGCCCCAAAGGCCGCCCCUGCCGCCUCCAUCACCCUUCCUGGGGGUGGCCCGUGCUGUGGCCCCCACAGAGGCACCCCAUGCCAGCCCCAGCCUGAACCCAACUGCCCUGGAUGCCUCCACCUUCGACCUCUUUGAUGACAUUGCACUCACCCCAGAGUGUCUCUCAGUGCCAUAUGACCUGUCCCAGCUCUCCCUCAGCCAGGGCCCACAUUUCUAUGAUCCCCUGCCCUUGACCCCAUAUGCCUUGAAGGGAGGAGACAAACUCUUGCCUCCUGAGGGGAACUGGGUGGGCAGGUGGGAGGUGACUUGUGACUGCCAUUCUCACAGGAUCCCUGAGGGCUGGGGGACCUGCCCCCCAUGA